Messenger RNA from Erpetoichthys calabaricus (reedfish), 3828 nucleotides. Its product is annotated as NAD(P) transhydrogenase, mitochondrial-like. Gene Ontology annotation, biological process: NADPH regeneration; proton transmembrane transport. The record is from RefSeq and is a predicted model, not a curated record. Gene Ontology annotation, molecular function: NAD binding; NADP binding. The transcript has 21 exons. Gene Ontology annotation, cellular component: mitochondrial inner membrane. Bases 217 to 3468 code for a protein of 1083 amino acids. Lineage: Eukaryota; Metazoa; Chordata; Cladistia; Polypteriformes; Polypteridae.
UGGGAGGGGAACGCCUGAGAGGGGUCAGCUUGUCCCACUGUCGUCCUCGGCCUUGACAUGCUCAGCCUGCUGGUGGAGGCCUCGGGGACAGCGCACAGCAGGCAGAGGAUCUUCUGCCUCUUCAAACUGACUUCUUAAAUUCUUGAAAUUUGUAUUUAUUUAUUUAUUUUUAUUCCCUUCAGAAGAUUUGGACCAAUCUAUAGAAUUAAUCCAGCCAUGGCUUGCCUCCUUCGCUGCACUUCAAGCUGCUCGCCAGUCCUGCUUCAAGGUGUCCACCAUGGAGGAAUCCACCGAGCGACUGGAAAGAGAUCCUUUAGGACGUUUAGGACCCUGCAGGACCAGCAGGCAUCCCGAGGGGUCCCAUAUAAAGAUUUGCUGGUUGGCAUUCCUAAGGAGAUUCUCAAAAACGAGAGGCGAGUGGCCGUCUCACCUUCCGGCGUCCAGGCUCUGGUCAAACAAGGCUUCAACGUGCAAGUGGAGAGCGGAGCAGGGGAAGAGGCCAAGUUUUCAGACGACCAAUACAAAGAAGCCGGGGCAAAAAUCAACGACACCAAGAGUGUCUUUGGCUCUGACCUUCUCCUCAAGGUCAGGGCACCAACAUUUAAUAGUGCCUUGGGAAGACAUGAAGCGGAGCUGCUAAAACCAAAGUCCACUCUGGUCAGCUUUAUCUACCCAGCUCAAAACCCAGACCUCAUGGAGAAGCUGGCGAAACAGAAUGUCACGGUACUGGCAAUGGAUCAGGUGCCCAGGGUGACCAUCGCUCAAGGAUACGACGCGUUGAGUUCCAUGGCCAACAUUGCAGGAUAUAAGGCAGUGGUCCUGGCAGCAAACAACUUUGGACGAUUUUUUACUGGCCAGAUCACAGCAGCUGGAAAAGUGCCUCCGGCGAAGGUUUUGGUAAUUGGUGGUGGUGUUGCUGGACUUGCAGCCGCAGGAGCAGCAAAAUCCAUGGGUGCAAUUGUCCGAGGAUUUGAUACAAGACCAGCCGCUCUUGAGCAGUUUAAAUCUUUCGGAGCAGAACCUCUAGAAGUUGAUGUCGCGGAGUCAGGUGAAGGUGUGGGGGGCUACGCUAAGGAGAUGUCCAAGGAGUUCAUUGAAGCAGAAAUGGAACUUUUUGCUAAGCAGUCCAAGGAUGUGGAUAUCAUCAUCAGCACCGCACUCAUUCCAGGUAAAAAGGCACCCAUUUUGAUAACGCGGGAGAUGAUUGAGUCAAUGAAGGAUGGGUCAGUGGUGGUGGAUCUUGCAGCUGAAGCUGGUGGCAACUUUGAGACAACAAGACCCGGGGAGCUCUACGUCCAUAAGGGAGUGACACACAUAGGAUACACUGACCUGCCCAGCAGAAUGGCAUCUCAGGCAAGCACUCUGUACUCCAACAAUGUCUUGAAAUUGCUGAAAGCCAUAAGUCCUGAUAAGGAUUGCUUCUACUUUGAGCCCAAGGAUGAGUUUGACUAUGGAACUAUUGACCAUGUUAUCCGAGGGACGAUGGUCAUGCAGGAAGGCAAGAACUUAUUUCCAGCUCCUUUGCCGAAAACGCUCCCCCCAUCUGCUCCUUCUAGACAGAAGUCGGUUGCUGAGCUGGAAGCAGAAAAGCAAGCUGAAAUGUCCCCGUUUCGAAAAACAUUGACCUCUGCUGGCAUCUAUACAGCAGGUUUGUCUGGAGUCCUUGGUUUGGGAAUGGUGUCCCCAAAUGCUGCUUUUACUCAGAUGGUCACCACUUUUGGACUGGCUGGAAUCGUGGGAUAUCACACAGUCUGGGGUGUCACUCCAGCACUCCAUUCACCACUCAUGUCUGUCACCAAUGCAAUCUCAGGUCUUACAGCUGUCGGUGGGCUAGUGCUGAUGGGGGGUGGCUAUACCCCUUCCAGUUUCCCUGAAACCCUUGCUUUGCUUGCUGCUUUUGUGUCUUCUGUCAACAUCGCAGGUGGCUUCCUAAUUACUCAAAGGAUGCUUGACAUGUUUAAACGUCCUACUGACCCUCCAGAAUAUAACUACUUGUACAUUUUACCCGGAGCUGUCUUUGUUGGAGGGUACGGAGCAUCUGUUGCAAGUGGUUACAGUAUUGAGCAGAUGAUCUACCUGGGCUCUGGCUUGUGUUGCGUUGGUGCACUGGCUGGCCUUUCCACUCAGACGACCUCCAGACUGGGCAACGCUCUGGGAAUGAUUGGAGUGGCCGGAGGGAUCGCUGCCACUUUGGGAGCCCUGAAACCUUCUCCAGAGUUACUGUCUCAGAUGACCGCUGCCAUGGCUACAGGAGGCACCAUAGGCCUCACAAUAGCCAAACGUAUUGAGAUUUCUGACCUUCCUCAACUGGUGGCCGCAUUUCACAGCCUAGUUGGUCUGGCAGCAGUUCUGACCUGCGUGGCGGAGUACAUGGUGGAAUACCCUCACCUGGACGUUCACCCCUCUGCUAAUGUUUUAAAGACAGUGGCGUACCUGGGAACAUAUAUUGGAGGGGUGACAUUCAGUGGCUCCUUGGUGGCCUAUGGCAAGCUUCAAGGUCUUCUAAACUCUGCCCCGUUACUCCUUCCUGGACGUCACUACUUGAACGUUGGCCUGCUGACUGCCUCAGUGGGUGGAAUGAUCCCAUUCAUGCUUGAUCCCAGCUAUACUACGGGCAUGGCCUGCCUGAUUGGAGUUUCGGGACUCUCAACAGUUAUGGGAGUGACUUUGACAGCUGCUAUUGGCGGCGCAGACAUGCCUGUUGUCAUUACUGUUCUGAAUAGCUACUCUGGCUGGGCGCUUUGUGCCGAGGGCUUCCUCUUGGACAAUAACCUGAUGACCAUUGUUGGAGCUCUGAUUGGCUCAUCUGGAGCGAUUCUAUCAUACAUAAUGUGUGUGGCCAUGAAUCGCUCUCUUCCUAAUGUUAUUCUUGGGGGUUAUGGAACCUCAUCCACUGGUACUGGGAAGCCAAUGGAAAUUGUUGGGACUCACACAGAAGUUAAUGUGGAUCAAGCUAUAGAAAUGAUCAAAGAGGCAAACAGCAUUAUCAUAACUCCGGGUUGGGGCCUGUGUGCCGCCAAGGCUCAGUACCCAAUCGCUGAUAUGGUGAAAAUGCUGCGGGAGCAGGGCAAGCAUGUGAGGUUUGGCAUUCAUCCAGUUGCUGGCCGUAUGCCUGGUCAACUUAAUGUUCUUUUGGCUGAGGCUGGUGUUCCAUAUGAUGUUGUUUUAGAAAUGGAUGAGAUUAAUGAAGAUUUCCCAGAAAGUGAUUUGGCGCUGGUUAUUGGAGCAAAUGACACCGUCAAUUCAGCUGCACAAGAGGAUCCAAAUUCAAUCAUUGCUGGAAUGCCCGUUUUAGAAGUCUGGAAGUCCAAACAGGUUAUUGUAAUGAAGCGCACUCUUGGAGUGGGUUAUGCUGCAGUGGAUAAUCCCAUCUUUUACAAGCCGAAUACUGCUAUGCUACUAGGAGAUGCCAAAAAGACUUGUGAUGCACUGCAGGGCAAAAUAAGAGAGGCCUUUUACACAAACUAGAAUACUCAGUUUUCUUUAACAUUGAAACUUUUUCAGCACUUUUGAGCAGUGUUGGGUAGUACACCAGUAAGUCUGUCUAUUCCCAUAUUGAAUUAAGUGAAGAAAGAAAAAGAUGGUGACACAGUUAUCAGCAUUUUGAAAGGUUAUAUGGGUGGGAAAAGAUUAUGUGAUAUUAUUAAAGCUGCCCAUGAUGACUAGAGCUUAAAAUAGCUUUACAAUGCUGUUCCCUUUACAACUGUAAUGUUUCAGUAAUGUACGGUUCACCAUUGGGCUGUCCAGUAUUGGUUUCUACCCUGUACCCAAUGCUGUCCUGUUAGUCUAUGUGACUGUAACUUAGAAUAAACAAAAUUUGGAAAAUGA